Molecule: messenger RNA, 792 nt
Organism: Cyphellophora europaea CBS 101466
Lineage: Eukaryota; Fungi; Ascomycota; Eurotiomycetes; Chaetothyriales; Cyphellophoraceae
Exons: 1
Coding region: 1-792 (263 amino acids)
Molecular function (GO): metal ion binding
Source: RefSeq, a predicted model, not a curated record
AUGGCAUCCAACUAUCCGGCGCAGUCCUAUCCUAUCCCAGACAAUGUGCAGACUCAGUAUGCCUACCAGCAACCGUCGCCGGCCAACUCUGCUUCUCCUACUUCUCCACGUAUGAACGAGUAUAUGCAGCCACAACCUCCGAACCCGUUCAAGCAGCUGCGACCGCUGAAGUCACCCCUGUACGUGCCCGCCGUACUCAGACCGACCGAGCACUUUUCUACACCUUCGACUCCGCCCAAGAGUCAGCAUGGAUCCCUCGACAGCCUACCGGAGGCCGAGGUCGGUGCUGCAGUCAGAGCCGCUCAAAUGAAGCUGGAUCUAGAGGCUAUGGAUCACCAGUGGGCCAACGAUGAAGAGCUGGGAGAAGUGACCGGUCCCCCUACACGAGAGCACUGGAAGCCGGAUGUGGCAUCCCCAACCUGCGACUCUGCGCAAUGCCGCUCCAAUUUCAACCUCUUUGUCCGCAAGCACCACUGCCGACACUGCGGGCAUAUCUUCUGCUCUUCGCAUGUGCCACACACUAUUCCCCUGGAUCAGGAAGCCAAGUUCCACCCAGAUGGUAUUGAGUCCAAGGCUUGCGAUACAUGCUACCGCCAGUACCAGAAAUGGGACACUGCGCGCUCACUCAGACGCAAGAACAGUGAUGGCAGCAGAGACGAUGACAACCAGAGUGGGCCACCCACGCCACUUGCGGGCAGCCAUCGCCGCAUGGUCUCUGGUGCACGUCGGGCAGAGCACUCAGAGCAACCGGCCAACAGUGUACCACGAGACUGGAACUGGAGCACAUUCUGA